AUGGCGCUGUCCGUCGUGUACGCUCCUAACGAUAUAUCGACGCCAGCUGCUGUUGACAUCGUGGCCGUCCAUGGCCUCGGUGGUGACGCCAUCGACACCUGGACGCACCCGAAAUCGAAAGCAUUCUGGCUGAAAGACUUCCUCCCACCGCUCAUCCCCGAUGCUCGCAUCAUGACCUUCGGUUACAACGCCGCCGCCGCAUUUGGACAGUCAACCGCGGAGGUGAUUGACCAUGCGAAAAGCCUGCUGAGUAGUUUGGUGGAUAAGAGAGAGGAGCCCAAGGAGGUUCAGCGCCCCCUGAUCUUUAUCGCACACUCGCUCGGUGGCAUCGUGGUGAAACAAGCUCUGCUCCAAGCACGGCUGGAGCCGCUAUACGAGUCGAUCAAGGUGGCGACGCUGGGUCUCAUUUUCCUGGGCACGCCGCAUCGGGGUAGCGACAAGGCGACGUAUGGUAAAGUACUGGCGAACGUCGCGCAGUUUAUGAGCCAUCGGCCCCCCGCGCGCCUAUUGACGGCCCUCCAAACGAACUCCGACGUCUUGCUGCGGUUGACGAGCGAUUUCAAGUUUCAGCUGCCCGACUAUCAGGUUUACAGCUUUUAUGAGCAGCGACCGAUGAAAGGUCUUUCGAGUCUAAUCGUGGAAAAGUACUCCGCUUUACUUGAAGUGGCCCACGAAGAACAGAUCCCGGUGGACGCCGACCACAGUGCGAUGUGCAAGUUCGACACGGAGGAUGAUCCCACCUUCGACAAGGUGUACAAGAGGAUGAAGAGAAUGAGGAAGGAUCCACAGACUGCCACAAAUGAUAAUCCGGUAUUCAAAAAUAUAUACUUUGACGUCCCUCAUCUGUUGAGCCCGGCCUUUACUGGACGUGAUGAAGAUCUUCGGUACCUUACCGUAUCGUUCGCCGCGAGAUCACCUUCACAGACUGGUUCUCAACGGCGGUUUGUGUUCUUUGGGCUGGGAGGAUCGGGUAAGACCCAGAUCUGUCUCAAAUACAUUCAAGAUCAGCGGGAGAGAUACUGGGGCAUAUUCUGGGUGGACGCUAGUACCGACGAAAACAUCCAACGGUCCUUCACCCAGUUCGCCCGUAUGCUCCAGGUAGACGAGGAUAUCGACAGCGUCAAAAGGAAACUGGCUAAUAUCGCGGAAGCCUGGCUCCUCGUGUUCGAUAACGCCGACGAUCCCAAUCUCAGUCUUGCCCCCUACCUCCCGGCGGGAAACCGAGGCGACAUCAUCAUCACCAGUCGCAAUCCUCAAUAUCAACACUACAAUACAGUCGGAUAUCGGGAAGUGGGUCAAUUACCGCUACCUGAUUCCAUCUCGCUCCUCGACAAGACCAUCUAUGGAACGGGAAACCCGCCGGAGGGAGCUACGGAGACGAGCAAGAAGAUUGUCGAAACCCUAGGCCGUCUCGCGCUCGCUAUUGUCCAGGCCGGCGCUUAUAUCCGCGAGACCGCAUGUUCACAUUGCGAGUAUCUUGAAAUUUACCAUCGUCGCCGAAACGAUCUCCUUCUGCGUCACCCGACCCACACUGGGACGGACUACCAGUACAGUGUGUACGCGACAUGGCAAGUAUCGGUCGACAUGAUCGCGUCGAGGCACGGCCGGGUGGGUGAUCAUACCCUACGGUUGUUGGAUCUUCUCGGGUUCUACCACUAUGAUCAAAUUCCCAUGCAGAUGUUUUAUCACGCCGGAGAUCAAUCGCGGACGGGGCGGGUCCCCGAAGGCGUGCCGUGGCGCGACACGAUUUCGGACUUCUCUGACUAUCGACAAGCGGUGCGAGCAUCCGUGACCUUACUGGCAUCGUUUUCGUUGAUCACGCGGAACGCAGACGCGUCUAUAUCCCUCCAUCUUCUCGUUCACGAGUGGUGUCGGGAUCGCCAGUCGGACGAGAAGCGACAGGUCAACUACCGAAUGGCCCUAUCGCUAUUAGCUCGGUCCGUAAAGUGGGAAUUUGCCAGCGAUGACUACACGUUUCGACGGUCGUUGGUGUCGCACGUGCAGGAGCUCCUUCGGGUGCCGGAUGCGGAGGACGCGUUGAGUGAGGAGGAAAAGAUGGAGGACUGGCCCGUGCUGGGUCUUAUUCUGUCAGAGAAUGGAUGGAUGAAAGAUGCUCUACCCCUCAUGGAGGAGGUGGUGGCACUGCGGAAGAGCGUUCUCGGGGCGGAUCAUCCCGAUACGUUGAAGUCGAUGGGCAAUCUAGCGAAUCGGUACAGCGAGGCCGGACGACGAGUCGAGGCACUAUCGUUGACGGAGGAGGUGGUGGUACUACACAAGAGUAAGCUCGGGGCGGAUCAUCCUGACACGUUGAAGUCGAUGGGUAAUCUAGCGAAUCGGUACGGCGGGGCUGGACGACGAGUCGAGGCACUGUCGUUGACGGAGGAGGUAGUGGCACUGCGGAAGAGUAAGCUCGGGGCAGAUCAUCCUGACACGUUGUCGUCCGAAAGGCUUCUUACUUACCUUUAUCAAAAAAGCAUGUAG
This is a messenger RNA of Fonsecaea pedrosoi CBS 271.37, 2481 nucleotides long. RefSeq lists its product as uncharacterized. The record is from RefSeq and is a predicted model, not a curated record. Gene Ontology annotation, molecular function: protein binding. NCBI's taxonomy places the organism in Eukaryota, Fungi, Ascomycota, Eurotiomycetes, Chaetothyriales, Herpotrichiellaceae. Bases 1 to 2481 code for a protein of 826 amino acids. The transcript is spliced from 7 exons.